AUGGAUUUGUGUGACCUCCACACCACAACAAGAGCAGCUCUCUUCUGGAUCCAGACGUCCUUCAUUCCUGGCGUCUUUGUCUUUGUGUUGGUGAUAGGCCUGUUCCUGAAUCUCCUGUCACUGUGGGUCUUCUUCACCUGCAUCAAGUCGUGGACUAGAAGCACAUUUUUUCUCUGUAAUCUGGCUUUGGCUGACGUCACCUGGCUGCUCAACUUGCCCUUCCUCAUCCAAUACCACUUAGGUCAGCUUUUUUGGCCUUUUGGCGAAUGGUUGUGCAAAAUUAACCGCACCCUUUACCACACUUGCUUCUACUGCAGCAUCUACUUUAUCACAUGUGUCAGUGUCGACCGUUACCUUGCCAUUGCUCACCCUAUUAAUUCCUUCUCUCUGCUGACCAAGCGCCAGUCUGUGAUGGUCUGCCUUGCUGUGUGGACAAUUAAUUUUGUGUUCAGUGUGCCCAUUGCCCAGAUGGCUGUUAUUCAGACCUGCCCUGACAACAAGACAAUAUGCUCCCUCUACGUUUUUUUCAGCAGCACUAAGGAGACCCUACCCUUCUCUCUUACCUGCACAGUCACUGGUUGUCUUUGCCCAUUCUUUGCUAUUUGUUAUUGUUACAGUACCAGCAUGCAGCGACUGCAGAAGCAGUGCCACCAACCCUGGCAUUUGCAGAGAAUGGCUAAACUGAGCAAGGUCAUGUACUCAGCCCUCUUCAUCUUUGCCGUGCUGUACCUGCCCUAUCAUUUGAUCAGGAAUGUUGCCAUCGGUCUACAUGCAGCUCAUCCAACAGCUAUUGGGCCACCACUGUAUGCCGACAGUGCAUUUGCAGUGGAGAUGGCCAUUUGUAGUCUUAACACCUGCAUUAAUCCUUUUUUUUACUUUUUAACUGGGGGAGAUUUCCGUCAACAUUUCUGUGGCAUGUUCUCCUGUCCACGUUUGAAGAGUAAGCUGAAGAAGAGAAGGAUGCAAAAGACUAUUCGCUUACAUGUGGCCACCAUCUGCCCUGCCUGA
Messenger RNA from Polypterus senegalus (gray bichir), 1008 nucleotides. RefSeq names its product succinate receptor 1-like. Gene Ontology annotation, cellular component: plasma membrane. The record is from RefSeq and is a predicted model, not a curated record. Lineage: Eukaryota; Metazoa; Chordata; Cladistia; Polypteriformes; Polypteridae. Gene Ontology annotation, molecular function: G protein-coupled receptor activity. Gene Ontology annotation, biological process: G protein-coupled receptor signaling pathway. The transcript has a single exon. Bases 1 to 1008 code for a protein of 335 amino acids.